AUGGCGGCCGACAUGCUCAGGGAUGGCGGCCACGAGGAGGAGGACUGCGCAGUGUGCGUGGCCGUGCACAUACGGCCGCUGAUCGACAGCGAGGUGGUGGCGGGAUGCCAGGCCUGCCUGAACGUCACGCCGGGCGCGCCGCAGAUCUCCUGCCUGGGCAAGAGUUUCACAUUCGACCGCGUGUACGGGAGCUGCGGCGGGGAGCCCUCGGAGGGCAUCUUCAACCACUGCGUGUACCCGCUCGUGGACGGCCUGUUCAAGGGGUACAACGCCACGGUGUUCGCGUACGGCCAGACGGGGUCGGGGAAGACCUACACGAUGGGAUCGGCCUACACGCCGGGGGGAAACUCCCAGGGCGUCAUCCCGGAGGUGCUGGACCUCAUUUUCGAGAGGCUGAACCGCCAGAAGGACGUGGAGUGCAACGUGCGCGCCAGCUUUGUGGAGAUCCACAAGGAGGAGGUGAGGGACUUGCUGGUGAUGGACACCAGCCACAUGCCAGCGAUCCACGUUCGUGACGUCCCUGGCGGAGGUGUCUGCCUCUUUGGAGCCACUGAGAUGGAGGUCAGGAGCAAAGAUGACACCGCAGCGCUGCUUGAGCAGGGCUCCUUGGUCAGGGCUACUGCAUCCACCAACAUGAACACGAGAUCGUCUCGGUCGCAUGCCAUCUUUACAAUCACUCUGGAGCAGAGGCAAAGAUUCGCGAUCAACCAUUCCAAUGACGAUGGAGGAGAUAACAUGUCUGUGGACUCUGAGGACAGUGACAAGGAAAAUGACAGGGACCUUGCUGCUGUCGAUGACUAUCUUGUUGCAAAGAUGCAUCUUGUUGACUUGGCCGGCAGCGAAAGAGCAAAACGCACGAAGGCAGAGGGGCAGCGCCUGCAGGAGGCGAUUGACAUCAAUCGGGGGCUUUUGGCCCUUGGCAAGGUCAUCAGUGCACUUGUGGAAAAGCAGAGCCAUGUCCCGUAUCGUGACAGCAAGCUCACACGCUUGCUGCAAGAUUCAUUGGGAGGCAACAGCAGGACCGUCAUGCUUGCUUGCGUCAGCCCCGCUGAUGUGAACCUGGAUGAGAGUCUCAACACCCUUCGUUAUGCCAACCGUGCCAGGAACAUCAAAAACAAACCUGUGGUCAAUAGGGAUCCCACAGCGGCUCAAAUUGCCUACCUCAGGCACCAGCUUGUUCAGGUACGGGCUGAGCUGGCACAGUACAAGAAAAUGGCAGGGCCUGAAGGUGCGAAGAUGAUUGCAGCCCCGCAGGCAGACAACACGUUCCUUCAAGAUCAACUGGACAAGGCACAAAGGGAGAGGGCUCAUCUGAUGAGCGAAGUGGCCAAAAUGAAGGUCCAACUGGAGUGUGCCAUGGAUGAUGUGCAUACUGCCAACCAGAAAAUGGUGGAAGCCCAGAAAAGGACAAUCAAGCUUGAUAUGACACUGCAGCAGUUGAAGGACAAUGGGGUAGAGGUGCCCAUGCUGGAGGAAGACACUGAGGACGGGGGUGUCAUGGACAGGCUGUUGGCAUCGAAGGCUGAUCUUGAGCUGGAGAACAAGCGCUUGCGUGAGAGCCUGGAUGCCCUGCAGCACAGGCAUGCACCAUCCACACCUGGGGUGUCCUAUGACUCAGGAUCGUAUGCAUGCCCAGAGCUUCAAGAUGUUGACGAGCAGCUCAGGGCCGAUGUGCUGGCAGAUGCAGAGGAGGAGGCUUACAGACUUGAACAAAAGCGGUUGGGAGAGGAAUUGAACAACAUAUCACGUGCAUUGGAAGUCAAAGAAGAGCAGUACCAGAAAGUGGUGGACAGCAGUGGGCAGAUGGAGACAGUGAAGGCGCAGUACGAAAAGGUUCUGAAAGACCUCAACCAAGAUAGGGAUAAGCUGCAAAAAGAGAGGAUGGAGCUUGUUCAGAAACUCCAAAACCUGCAAGCAGAAAAGGCAGAGGACAAGGCAAAAUUGGAGGACAAGUUCAAGGAGCAGCUGAGAGAAAAGGAUGAGAAGCUGAAGGAGCUGAAGAAGAGAGAGAAAAAGCUCAUGAGCAUUGAGAGGCUCAAGAACAAGUCUGAGGAUGCCUGCCGCAGGCUUGAACAGGAUGUUCAGAGGAUCAAGCAACAGAAGGUUGCAUUGGUGAAGCAAAUUGACCAGCGGCAGAAGGACUACACCCAGCGCAUAAAAGAGCGUGAGAAAGAGCUCAAGCAGCUGAAGAAACAGGGCCGUGUCGCAGCUGCAAAGUACCAGCGUUUGGAAGCCAUGCAUACCAAGCAGCAGGCUGUGCUUAAACGCAAGACUGAGGAAGCAGAUGCCUCCAGAAAGCGGCUCAAGGAAAUUGUUGCCCUCACCAGCAAAGCUCAGAAAGAUGCAAGCAAGCGAUCUGGCGCUGUGGGUGUUGCUGUCGAGUGCCAGCCCAACCUGCAUGCACCUUUGCUGAAGGAUGAGAAGGGCCGCAGGGAUUGGCUGGAAAGGGAGAUCAACAUCUGCAAUCGGUCUUGGGAUUUGAGGCGCAUUCUGGAUGGCGAGAUUGCUCUGCGUGCAGAGUCCUGCAGGCAACUGCAUGAAGUAGAGAAGCGCAUGCUGCACAUCAGCACGCCUGGGAUAUCCAGUUCAGCGAGCCCCAUGGCCCGGGCUGAGAACUGCCAAAAGCUUGAGGAGCUGAAACGAAAGUUUGAGGAUGACAUCGCACAGCGCAGCGCCCAUAUUGCCGAGCUGCAGGAAGAGUGGGAGAAGGCAAAGAAUGAAGAGGAUGCCAAGCAAGGAAACGCUGCAGAAGUGAAGAGGUGGACAGGGCUCAAGAACUUGGGCGAGGGCCGAGCACUGUUGAAGACCCUGUUCAGGCUCGCAAGCGACCAGAGGGGCAUCAUGAACGAGCUUCAGGCUGACAAUGCCCGCAUACAAGAGGAAGCAUCGAAUCUGCAGCUAAAAUUGGAUGAGGCUGAAGAGGAGAAGCAAGAGCUGUGGAUUGCCAAUGCACGCACACAGGCUGCUAUCGUCAUGUCUCACACCAGCCCCUCCCGCGAUGUGCAGGACCACCAGGAGGAUGCUGCGUUGAACGAGUUGUUGAACGAGAUGGAGCGAGUAACGAGGACCCCUCUUGGCUCGCCCAUUCCCGGACAAGAUGACCUGGCAGAUGGAAGCCCAAUGGAUGCUUCUGAGGACGAAGACGAUGAGGACGACUUUGAUCAGCCAACACCCUUGUCAGAGAACGAUCCUGACUAUGAGCCUUUCCCGAACAAGUCAAGAUCAGGUGGUCAAGGUGUGGAUGAUCCUGUGCUUCUUGAGGCCAUCAACAGACAGCGCUGCGCCAACGGAGUGACUCCUGUGCCGCGCAUCACCGUGAAGAUUUUGGAGGCAGGACUAAAGUGGCUGAAGCCUGGUUGGGUCAAAGGGAGGAGGACCAAAGAGCAGCUGGUCCGAGAAUACAGGGAGCUUGCCGGGCUGGAUCGCCCUUCAAGCCUUCCCUCUUAUGACAGCAGGCAGACUGCUGCAGACGUGGACAAGCGGUCCAGUUUCGACUCCCUGUUUGCUUCCACACCCGUAAGACUUGGCGACAGGAGUGUCCUGACGUCGACUCCACGUGGGUAUCAGCUGCUUCAGAACGCACAGGCUGCCAAGGAAAAGGCGACAAACUUGAAGGCACGCCUGUCUCGAAGGUGCACCUCAGCGAUGGAUGUGGGUGGCCACAAUCAGGAGAAUGGACUGUCCGUCGCUGACGAGCUGCGGUACGGCCUUUCAAGGCGUCAACCAUCGAGGUCUGAGAGUGUCACUGAUCGCCCUGGGGCGCUGUUGCCGGUUAGCCUGCAGCAACGCCUGGAAACAAGGCAGCGAGGGACGGUGUCUGUCCCACCUCCGUCGAGCCCUUAG
Molecule: messenger RNA, 3843 nt
Organism: Ostreobium quekettii
Lineage: Eukaryota; Viridiplantae; Chlorophyta; Ulvophyceae; Bryopsidales; Ostreobiaceae
Source: the annotation of a GenBank genome assembly